CCCGGGGAGAGGAUGGUGCAGAAAUCCCGCAACGGAGGCGUGUACCCGGGUGCGACCGGAGAGAAGAAGCUGAAAGUGGGGUUCGUUGGGCUGGAUCCAGGCGCCCCGGAUUCCAACCGGGAUGGGGCGCUGCUGAUCGCCGGCUCGGAGAGCACCAAGCGGGGCAGCAUCCUGAGCAAGCCCCGCUCCGCGAUCUCCGGGACGGGGAAGCCCCCCAAAAGGAAUGCCUUUUACCGCAAGCUGCAGAAUUUCCUCUACAACGUGCUGGAGAGACCCCGCGGCUGGGCUUUCAUCUACCACGCCUACGUUUUUCUCCUAGUUUUCUCCUGCCUGGUACUAUCUGUCUUUUCAACCAUCGAUGAAUAUCAGGACAGCUCUGAAGGGGCUCUCUACAUACUGGAAAUAGUCACCAUCGUGGUGUUUGGUGUGGAAUACUUUGUGAGAAUCUGGGCUGCCGGUUGCUGCUGUCGAUACCGGGGCUGGAGAGGAAGGUUAAAAUUUGCCCGCAAACCCUUCUGCGUCAUUGACAUCAUGGUGCUGAUUGCCUCCAUUGCCGUUCUGGCAGCGGGAUCCCAAGGGAAUGUCUUUGCCACCUCGGCUCUCAGGAGUUUGCGGUUCCUGCAGAUAUUGCGCAUGAUACGAAUGGACCGUAGAGGCGGCACCUGGAAGCUGCUGGGGUCUGUGGUCUAUGCCCACAGCAAGGAGCUGAUUACUGCCUGGUAUAUUGGCUUCCUGUGCCUCAUUCUGGCCUCUUUCCUGGUGUACUUGGCCGAGAAAGGAGAAAAUGAGCACUUUGAUACAUACGCAGAUGCGCUCUGGUGGGGCCUGAUUACACUCACCACCAUCGGCUAUGGGGACAAGUAUCCACAGACCUGGAAUGGGCGUCUCCUGGCUGCAACUUUCACCCUCAUCGGGGUUUCCUUUUUUGCCCUCCCUGCUGGCAUUUUAGGUUCUGGCUUUGCCCUGAAGGUUCAAGAACAGCAUCGGCAAAAGCACUUUGAGAAGAGGCGAAACCCUGCAGCGGGCCUGAUUCAGGCUGCUUGGAGGUUCUAUGCCACCAACCUCUCUCGAACUGACCUGCACUCUACCUGGCAGUACUAUGAACGGACAGUCACCGUUCCCAUGUACAGCUCGCAAACGCAAACCUAUGGUGCCUCCAGACUCAUCCCACCUCUGAACCAGCUGGAACUCCUCAGGAACCUGAAGAGCAAAUCGGGACUGACUUUCAGGAAAGAGCAGCAGCCUGAGCCAUCACCCAGUAAAAGCAAACCAUGCAGAGAGUCACUAUGUGGAUGCUGCUCAGGAAACUCUAGUCAGAAGGUCAGCCUGAAAGACCGUGUCUUCUCCAGUCCCCGAGGUUCUGGAACUAAAGGGAAAAGCUCUCCUCAGGCUCAGAGCCUCCGGAGAUCCCCCAGCGCUGAUCAGAGCAUUGACGAUAGCCCUAGCAAAGUGCCCAAAAGCUGGAGCUUUGGAGACCGGAGCCGAGCCCGGCAAGCAUUCCGGAUCAAGGGAGCUGCGUCUCGACAGAACUCUGAAGAAGCAAGCCUCCCUGGAGAAGACAUUCCCGAUGAUAACAAAAGCUGCAACUGCGAGUUUGUGACGGAAGAUUUAACGCCGGGACUUAAAGUCAGCAUCAGGGCAGUGUGCAUCAUGAAAUUUCUUGUUUCCAAACGGAAGUUCAAGGAGAGCCUUCGGCCUUACGAUGUGAUGGAUGUCAUCGAGCAGUACUCAGCCGGUCACUUGGACAUGCUCUCUCGGAUUAAAAAUCUCCAGUCCAGGAUAGAUAUGAUUGUGGGUCCCCCGCCCCCUUCAACUCCCCGGCAUAAGAAGUAUUCAACCAAAGGACCCAUGCUCUCUUCCAAAGAGUCACCCCAAUACUUGCCUAGAGUGGACCAGAUUGUUGGACGAGGGACAUCAAUGACCGACAAGGAUCGAACCAAAGGGUCAGCAGAGGGGGAGCUUCCAGAAGACCCAAGCAUGAUGGGCAGGCUUGGAAAAGUUGAAAAGCAGGUUCUGUCCAUGGAGAAGAAGCUGGACUUUCUGGUGAACAUUUACAUGCAGAGGAUGGGUAUCGCACCAACGGAAGCCGAAGCCUAUUUUGGGUCCAAAGAACCAGACCCGGCGCCACCCUACCACAGUCCAGAAGACAGCCGGGAGCACAUGGACAAAAAUGGCUGCAUCAUCAAGAUCAUAAGGUCCACCAGUUCAAUGGGACAAAAGAAUUUCUCUGCACCACCAGCCCCAACAAUGCCAACCAACACAUGUCCCCCUUCAACGUCCUGGCAGCACCAGCCAUACCAGCGGCAUAGCCAUGGAUCCUCCCCAGUUGGAGAUCCUGGCUCUUUGGUAAGAAUCCCGCCCCCACCGUCACAUGAGCGCUCCUUGUCUGCUUACAGUAGCGGGAACAGGGCCAGUGCCGAGUACUUAAAGAACGAAGACAUUACAGCUAAACACCAUGAUAGCGCCUUGAGAGACAGCGACACGUCCAUUUCCAUCCCGUCGGUGGAUCACGAGGAACUGGAACGCUCUUUUAGUGGAUUUAGCAUUUCUCAGUCCAAAGAAAAUUUGGACAUCCUUAACAACGGUUGCUAUGCAGCAGUGGCCCCCUGUGCCAAAAUCAGACCCUACAUUGCAGAAGGAGAGUCAGACACUGAUUCUGACCUCUGCACACCUUGUGGUCCACCUCCCAGAUCAGCCACAGGUGAAGGACCUUUCAGUGACAUGGGCUGGUCAGCCCCUAGACAGUGAAGCAUCUUGACAUCUAUUGCGCCAAGUCAGAGCACUGGCCAUUCGCCCACUCAUGCCGUCCCCAUGUCGAACUUCUGGAGAAGAUCUACAGCUAAGGUUUUAUGAAUCCAGAAUGUACUUAGCUUGUGGAUAUUUUCUUACAGCUUACUCUGGGGACAGACACUGAGCCAGCAUUCAGUAGAAAGAGGCCACUGUGGUGAAUAAUUCAGAGCCUUGAAGUGUCUGGAUUUCUUUCAUACUAUCUUUCUAAGAUAAUUAGGUGAAACGAUGUCACAGUACAGGGUAGGCAAUCACAUUUCUUGGUAAUCCUUUAAGGUACAGGGCACAAAUAUCACCUGCAAGGUGGGUUUGUUUUUUUGGAGGGGGGAGGGAGUGGGUUAACUGGUGACUGAACAUAUCUUUUACAUGCUAAUUACCAUACCAUGACACUGGGUGAUUACACAGUCAAAUACUUUGGAGUUGCAUCGCAAAUACAUGAUUGUUUCUGCCUUGUAAAACAUUCCAGGUUACAUGAUGAUUACUUUUGAAUUUAUGGAAUGUGAUCCUCCAUUAGCCAUUCGGGAAUGUAGUGUAAUUACUGUAUAAUACAUGGAAACUCCGUUGGCUCUUGACAAAUUGGGGUGUUUACAUUCACGUUACGGUAUUGCCCUAAGAAGACAUAUGCUGUCAGGAUGAGUCAAGGUAGAAUGUUAGCAGGCACCAUUUGGAACCAGAAUGAUUUUCAAAUUAAAUUUGUCACAGGGCUUAGGUGGAGGAGGAAGGUCAGAGACACAAAAUGUGUCUUUGAAGGCAAAGAAGAACACCACACAGGGCGGGGGAUAAGGCAUUUUACAUUUAAACCAUGUAUUAUAUUUAAUAGUGUACCCGCCAAGCUGUACAGAACGGGAAGCCAUAAUUCCACCUACGGGAUUUUAGUAACUUGAGGUUGCUCUCAUAAUUUUUUAUAUUGUCAGCAGCACUGUGGUGAACUUACAGCCACAAGAGACACCCUGUAAGAGGGACGUUACUUGAGAUCAUGGCAAGGAACGAGAGCACCAGCAGCGGCUGGGCCCCGUAACUCAAAAUAUUGACCAUUUUGUACAUCAUUCGCAUUAUGCCUGGAUGCUUUUGCAUGCACCAGACUCCCAGCAAAGUUCCUUUCUCCUUUCCUCCACUACCUGAUCCUGGAUCACAAAGCUAUGACUUCUCCAUUGUUUUGUUUAGAUCCUUCAUGCUGAGUCCCAAAGUGCUUCCUUGUUUCCUCCUGUUUUGUUUUUUUUAAUACACCUGUGGUCUGUAUUUAUCCACAAAUGCAGGUGAUGGAAGUCUUUCUAUUUUUUCUCUUUCUCUCCCUCUUGAAAAGCCAGGUAAAGAUCAUGUCAUCGUUACUGGCGCAUGAAGCUGGGGGAAAACUGAUGAAGCAGAAGGUUUCUUUCAGGACCAAAACGAAGUCACAAAGUGGUCCUUUCCUGUCACAGAGCUGCAGGGGUCGCUCAAGGGGAUGGGUCAUAGGAAAUCUGCUGGUGCAUUAUGAGAUCUACAGCCAGGGCUGCAACACACAACAGCCAUUGCCAUGUCCACCAAAUCCACCCAUUUAACUAGAGCCCUACACCUUGCGUGUUUUCUGAAGCUAUUUGUGUCCCUCGCUCCUCCACCCUCCCUCCCCCCCCGCCAAUGUCAAUGGCCAGUUUUCAUGAUAUUUUAAAUAUACGGCAUGCCCCCAUUUCCCUUAGGCCUCGCUGCACCUAAUACAGGUACAAUCCCUCCAUUUUGUAAGGUUGACCUGCUGGUGGUGAAAGGAGAAACCUAGUGUGUUCGUUCCUUCUGGUCAUUAGGAGAAGCAGCCUGGGAAGCGAAGGAGGGAAAAGACAAAUUUAGGCAUAACGCACUAUAUUUCAGUGGUAUCAGUGUGUGUGUUGGGGGGCGGGGGGGUGGAUUUGCACACAAUCUGGCAGCCAUAAAACACCACCUAGAGGGAAACAUACAGCUCUUGUCCAGGAACUCAAUGUGAUUCCACAAGAGUCUCUAUAAUGUGAAGUCUUUCAAAUGAGAUUUGAGGACUUCAGUAGCUCAGUCAGAGGUUACCUAUUGCAGGAGUGGGUGAGGGAGGUUUUUAUGGCCUGCAGUGUGAAGGAGGUCAGAGAAGACGAUUAUGAUGGUCUUUUCUGGCCUUAAAGUCUAUAAGCCUGUGAGAUUCAGCCACCAGGGCAGGAAAUCCCCUACUGAACAGGUGGGUCUUUACGGCUUCUGGAGGGAAAAUAAAAUAAUUCUUGUAUACAUUUAAUCAGGGGCAAUAUGCAGCACUUGUCUGAGUGUGGUGGGGGAAAAUGAUAUGUAAUCUUCAGAUCCAAUUAGCCUCAGUAUAUAAGUGAGAGAGAGAUAACCUCUUUUUAGGGGGUCCUGUGCAUCUGUGUCUUCAAGGAUAGAGAGGAGGGACCUUUACAGGGUCAGAGCUUCCUCCCCGUUCCUGCCGUGUUCUGCAAUUCUUUCUUCCCCACUCAAGCUGCCUGGAGCCUUCUUUUGCCUCUAGAAUUCUGAAUUCUGAGUAGCCCCUGUGAUGUAUCUAGCUAAAAGAAAUUACUGUAUGAUACACCUAACCUCUAUACGAGUGUUUGCUUUGAAUUUGGAAUUAUCAUACAUUAAAAUCCAUAUUUAUAAAGGGCAGCUUAUUCCCACGCUCUCUUUAAACUCACUUGGCCUGACUUUCAUAACACGUGGCCCGCAGGCUACAGUUAAGUGGAAAAUUGCUGCAAAUGAAUGUGUAAAUCUGGCUUUUGCACAUGCAGCUGUAUUUAAGCAUGUUCAAAAAAAAGCGUGUAUAUAGGUGAGCACAAAAAUGCUGGCAAACUCCAGUGGGGUCCUCAGAGAUGCAUUUGCUGAUGGACCACUAGAAAUGCACCCAUGAUAUCUGCAGGUGAUUCCGUUUACUUAUGCAAAAAUAUGCAUUUGCAUAGCUGACUGCUCAGCUGUAAACAGUUACCCAAUUCGAGGAACACAUGUGCUUUUGCACAUGCAAGUAAACCUAGGGUAUGUCUACACAGCAAAGAAAAACUCGUAGCUCAGUUUUAGUGGAUUUCCUCCAUGUUUACAAUGUUGUAACUCAGAACAGAAUUUGGACCUAAUUGAUGGGUUUUUUGCUCAUCCACUUACAUAGUUUUUCUCAUUGCAAAUUCCAGUCUAAUCGUCCCCGUGACUCUUCACGUGAUCCUUCUGUCUCCAUUCCUUCCCCGACUCCUAUUGCAUAUGCAGUUGCUGGAGAGUCAGUAAUGCAGCAUUUUCUCAGUUUGAUGGUUUAGAAACAUUAAUUUUUUGGAGAGAAGGUUUGAUUUUUGGCUCAUAAAUGUCCUCCAAUGAGAAAUGCAAAGUAAACCUUCUCCCCUGUGCCUCACUGCUGCUUAGCCUGUGUAUAGCAUCUGUUGUACCUCUGUGUUUCUAGCUAUAUGAUCUCUGUACACUCAAACACAGAAACUAGUUUUAGGAUAUGCUAAGUUGUGAACAAACCCAAGAAAAGCUAGGAAAUUCAAAGUUAAUAACACUGUUCCAGACAAGCUGUGAGCCAAAUUUUCAAUGGGCCUUCUUAUCUGCACCUGUGGUAUUUGCAGCCAUGUCUGUUUGGGCAUACAGAAGCUGUGUGUGUGUCCACAUGCAUGCAUAAGAAGAAGAAAUAUUCUUAAAACAAAACCCAGAAUCUGAACCCCAGGAAACUUUGGAAGUUUUCAAAAUCUGGUCCCAGAUCUUGUUUUGAAUGUUGCAAAUGUCCCCCAUCUUUGUAAUGGGCCAGCUCAAAAACUGGGUAUGAAACCAUACUGAAUUUGAAGGUGUUCAAAAUCCAUGUUGGAAUGCAAAUGUUGCAGUUUGUGCACAUCUGACAAAGAACUGAGGUUGCAGACAUCACAAGCUCAGUCCAGAGAAGGCCUUUGGAGACUAUGGUGCUGAGAUGGAAGAGUGGAGCACCAGCCCAAAGUUGAAUUUCCCAAUAAUUGGGAAAGGACUUUAACAUUAUUUAAAUAUAGAUUUUGUAUGUGAAUUUCCUUGCUGGCUCAUUUUCUUAACAUUACUUUCUAAACAAACAAAAAAUGUCAAGGAAAUUAAUGAAAAACGUUGUUUAACCCAGAGAGCCAUUGCAGGUACUUAGGCAAAUCAUGUAAUGAAUCAGGUACAUAAAAAUUAAUUUUUAAAGCAGCUUCAUGGAUUCAGGUAUCUUCAGCAGGGUCAUUUCUAUUUGCAGGGUAAAUAGGGAUAUUCAUACAUUUUUUAAAAAUGAUUUUUACCCUACCAGUCAAUUAGAAAUAAAAAAAAAUCAGAAUAUUUAAAUAGCAUUAAAAUUUCUGGCAUAAUUGGAACAAAUGGGGAAAUCUAAAGUCAGGGCUGAAACGUCAGCUUUACAUCCUGCUGGAAUGACUCUGUGGCAGCAAGACUCUUAUCUACAGCAAGAAUUUGCUCUGAUUUUAGCCAUGCUUCAAGCAAAGGGAAGCCGUGCCAGUGCAGAUAUGGCUCUUCAUGUCUACACUUCAGGUUCAGUGGCUGGGAUCAGGUUAAAUUCCCAGUGCAGUCAAGACUGGUGAGCCAUAGUCUGCCCUGAGAUGUAUACCAGGCAAAGUCAGUGACAAAUAAACACGCGCUUCCAAGAUAGAAUUUGGCCCUACGAUUUUGAAUGACCUGGCUUUCAGUUUGGUCAGAAACCUAAUGUCAUUUAAACAAAGCUUUUAACUUGAGCAUGUUGUUGUGUUUAGUUGGAAAUUUGAUGGGAAAAGGUCAGCAGAAUUUCUUAAGAGUCAUACUACUUAAACUAUUUAAAUAUGCUAAUUAAAAUGUAAAAAGUGUAAUAUUUACCCAAGACAGAAGAGCGUUGCGCCACAUCUUUCUUACAUCCCUGAAUGAAGAAUUUUGAAUUUUUGUGGUGUUUACACUCCCUACUCCGUGAUCCUUGUGUUUUCAGUUGUCCAAACAGCAUUACGGCUCUUCCUGAACCAAGCAGAGACGGUGCUUUUCAGCAAUGUCAGCUAUUUCUGACACCCCACAAAGAAGUUGAGUGCCCUACCUUGCAGAGAUACUGUUGUCCCAAAGAAGAACAUAACAAAGGAUUAGAAGGGACCUCUAGGGUAAUGGAAUCCAGUCCCCAUCACUGCAGACAACGACAUAAUAUAAUCCCUUUCAUAAACAUAUCAAGCUCCAGUUUAGAACCAAUUAGGCUUCUUGCCCCCACUACUUCCUGGUGAUUGGAGACAAGGUCUAGGAGUAGAAGCAGGUCAUCAGAUGGAGCUCCAGGGAGCUAUUAUAUGAAAGAGCGAGUGGUGAGGUGGGGAUCGCUGUCUCUAAGACUUUGUCCCUCUCUAGAUACCAUUAUACCCAAUCCUACCGGCAAUGACUUUUGCCCCGGGUUCAUCAAGGUAUUUCUUGAGGGAAAAAAGUAGUUUUUCUUUGGAAUGUAUUAAACAUCAGGCAUAUCCAAAAAAAGUUAUUGGGGUAGAAUGCACACAUUCCCUUCCACAAAAGCUCCAACCCGUUCUCCAUCAACCACUUCAUUCCAACACUGGCGACUGGGGUUGUUGUACUUAUGAAGAAUGCGGCGCCCAAAGGCUGCUCCAGUUGAGCACGGAAAUGAUGUGUGGGACUGUAUAAUGUGCCUGGCAGACCAGGAAUGCUUCUACUGCACAUUUAAAAUAAAUAAUAGCAAU
Messenger RNA from Gopherus flavomarginatus (Mexican gopher tortoise), 8405 nucleotides. RefSeq names its product potassium voltage-gated channel subfamily Q member 2 (gene KCNQ2). Gene Ontology annotation, biological process: potassium ion transport; transmembrane transport. The transcript is spliced from 18 exons. Gene Ontology annotation, molecular function: voltage-gated potassium channel activity. Bases 13 to 2748 code for a protein of 911 amino acids. Gene Ontology annotation, cellular component: membrane. The record is from RefSeq and is a predicted model, not a curated record. Lineage: Eukaryota; Metazoa; Chordata; Testudines; Testudinidae.